Sporothrix brasiliensis 5110 is the source of this 1119-nucleotide messenger RNA. RefSeq names its product 3-deoxy-7-phosphoheptulonate synthase. The transcript has 3 exons. Gene Ontology annotation, cellular component: cytoplasm. Gene Ontology annotation, biological process: aromatic amino acid biosynthetic process. Gene Ontology annotation, molecular function: 3-deoxy-7-phosphoheptulonate synthase activity. The record is from RefSeq and is a predicted model, not a curated record. Bases 1 to 1119 code for a protein of 372 amino acids. NCBI's taxonomy places the organism in Eukaryota, Fungi, Ascomycota, Sordariomycetes, Ophiostomatales, Ophiostomataceae.
AUGUCUUCCUUCUACAUUGAGAACAAGAACGUGGGCAACCGCGAGGAAAGCGAGGAUUGGAGAAUUCGCGGAUACAACCCCCUCACGCCGCCCGACCUGCUCCAGCACGAGAUCAAGCAGACUCCUGCGUCCAAGAAGACUGUUGUCGAGGGCCGCAAGGAGGUCGAGGCCGUCGUCAAUGGCCGCGAUGCCAACGGCCGCCUGCUCGUCAUCAUCGGGCCCUGCUCCAUCCACGACCCGGAGGCCGCCCUCGCCUACUGCGACAUGCUCCUUGCUGAGAAGGAGAAGCACAAGAACGAGCUCCUGAUCGUCAUGCGCUCGUACCUCGAGAAGCCCCGCACCACCGUUGGCUGGAAGGGCCUGAUCAACGACCCGGACAUUGACAACAGCUUCCAGAUCAACAAGGGCCUGCGGCUGUCGCGCCAGCUCUUUGUCGACCUCACGAGCAAGGGCAUGCCCAUUGCGAGCGAGAUGCUCGACACCAUCUCGCCGCAGUUCCUGGCCGAUCUGCUGUCCGUCGGCGCCGUCGGCGCCCGCACCACCGAGAGCCAGCUGCACCGCGAGCUGGCCAGCGGCCUGAGUUUCCCUGUCGGCUUCAAGAACGGCACGGACGGUUCGCUGGGCGUUGCCAUUGACGCCAUUGGCGCCGUCAAGCACCCGCACCACUUCCUGUCGGUCACGAAGCCGGGCGUCGUGUCGAUUGUUGGCACCGUCGGCAACGAGGACUGCUUCGUGGUCCUGCGCGGCGGCACCAAGGGCACCAACUACGAUGCGGCGAGCAUUGCCGACGCCAAGGCGGCGCUGAACAAGGCCGGCCUGCCCCAGCGGCUCAUGGUCGACUGCAGCCACGGCAACUCGCUCAAGAACCACAAGAACCAGCCCAAGGUCGCGGCCGACCUGGCGGGCCAGAUUGCCGGGGGCGAGCAUGCCAUCAUGGGCGUCAUGAUCGAGAGCAACAUCAACGAAGGCAACCAGAAGGUUCCCAAGGAGGGCAAGGCUGGCCUCAAGUACGGCGUCAGCAUCACAGAUGCAUGCAUACACUGGGACGACACCGUCGACGUGCUCAGUACUCUGGCAAAUGCUGUGAAGCAGCGUAGAGAGGCCGCCAAGUCAGCGUAA